This is a messenger RNA of Hibiscus syriacus, 861 nucleotides long. Its product is annotated as NDR1/HIN1-like protein 13. Lineage: Eukaryota; Viridiplantae; Streptophyta; Magnoliopsida; Malvales; Malvaceae. The transcript is spliced from 2 exons. The record is from RefSeq and is a predicted model, not a curated record. The coding region runs from base 34 to 786 and encodes 250 amino acids. Gene Ontology annotation, cellular component: plasma membrane.
CUUUUUUCAGUUCUCCCCCACCAGGCAACCACCAUGGCAGACAGGGUUUACCCUUCAACAAAACAAGCCACCAAUGGCACCGCCACCGCAACCAACACUUCGUUUCCUGCCACUAAAGCUCAACUCUACGGAGCUUCCCGCCCUCUCUACCGUCCACAACCGAAUCGCCACCGCCGCUCCUGCUGUUGUUCUUGUUGCCUUUGGACCACCAUAGCUAUCCUCAUCCUCCUAGCCGCCAUAGCCGGUGCUAUCCUAUACGUCCUUUACCGCCCCCACCGCCCCACUUUCGCAGUUUCCUCCCUCAAAGUCUCAACCCUUAAUAUAACCUCAGCCUCCAAGCUGAUCACCAACAUCAACCUCAACGUCGAAGCCAAAAAUCCUAACAAAAAACUCGUCUACAGUUACGACCCAACCACCAUAUCUAUUACCACAAGUGAAGACAUCGAUAUCGGGGAUGGUUCUUUCGGUUCCUUCGUGCAUGGGACUAAAAACACGACCCUUUUGAAAGCAGCCAUAACCAGUAGCAACCAAGAACUCGAUGACACGUCGGCUGGCAAGUUAAAGACCGCUUUGAAGACAAAGAACGGGCUGCCAUUGAAGAUUAAGCUCGAAACUAAAGUGAAAGCGAAGAUGGGAGCAUUGAAGACACCAAAGCUUAAGAUUAUGGUGACUUGUGAAGGGGUUAAAGUUACUGUUCCGAAGGGGAAAUCGGCAACCACGGCUUCAACUUCCAAUGCAAAGUGUAAGGUUGAUUUGAAGCUCAAGAUCUGGAAAUGGACGUUCUGAUCGAUGUGAAUUUGAGAAAGAUGAAGAAAAAGGGUUGAUGUUUAUUUUAGUUUAGUUUUUAUCUUUGCUAUUUAC